AUGAAUGUGGCUGCAGAGGUUGCGAGUUGGGAUAUUGACGACGUUGUUCUCACAAGCGUCGAUCGUGAUGAUUUACCGGAUGGGGGCGCAGCGGACUUUGCGCGCACGGUCCAGUAUUUGAAGCAGUUGCGUCCACAGUCUACUAGGGUUUCUUCUGAUCAGGAUGCACAACAGAUGCCUCCGACGAACCGGCCACUCUUCGUGGAGUGUCUCGUUUCCGACUUUGCCGGGCAACGGCUGCUGCCGCUGCUGCAGCAUUCAGGCGCGCACAGUGCGACUGAGGCCCUGGCAUACGUGAGAUGA
Molecule: messenger RNA, 303 nt
Organism: Cyanidioschyzon merolae strain 10D
Lineage: Eukaryota; Rhodophyta; Bangiophyceae; Cyanidiales; Cyanidiaceae
Product: similar to lipoic acid synthase
Exons: 1
Coding region: 1-303 (100 amino acids)
Biological process (GO): lipoate biosynthetic process
Cellular component (GO): mitochondrion
Molecular function (GO): lipoate synthase activity; 4 iron, 4 sulfur cluster binding
Source: RefSeq, a predicted model, not a curated record